Messenger RNA from Xylaria bambusicola, 4845 nucleotides. RefSeq names its product serine/threonine-protein kinase gcn2. The transcript is spliced from 5 exons. NCBI's taxonomy places the organism in Eukaryota, Fungi, Ascomycota, Sordariomycetes, Xylariales, Xylariaceae. Gene Ontology annotation, molecular function: ATP binding; eukaryotic translation initiation factor 2alpha kinase activity; protein binding. Gene Ontology annotation, cellular component: cytosol. Gene Ontology annotation, biological process: regulation of translational initiation by eIF2 alpha phosphorylation; DNA damage checkpoint signaling. The coding region runs from base 1 to 4845 and encodes 1614 amino acids. The record is from RefSeq and is a predicted model, not a curated record.
AUGGCGUGGAAAACACCUGGACCGUGGAAAGCGCCUCAGCAGCCCAACCCCAAGAGACAUGAUGACUCAAACCGCCCCGGGCUGUCCCCCACCAGCCCGGACACGGGCCCAAAGACACACUAUAUCGAUACCCAGAAUGAAGAGACCAUGGUGCUCAAGGCCAUUUACGGAGAGGACUACGUUGAACACAAAGCUGCAAAUGUAGCUUGGAAGAAGUCAGAGCCUUCGUUUGAUAUUCGUGUCAAAGCUCUCUCAGACGAGGACAUGGCUGUGACCUUGAGUGUUGUUCUCACUGCCACUUAUCCAAAAUCCGUACCCCUGUUAAGCCUAAAAGAUGAUUCCUCCCUAAAUGAAUCAAUCCUGUUUAAGCUGCAGAAAUUUAUUGAGUCGAGGCCGAAAGAUUUGGUCGCUUCAGGACAGGCUGAGCCCAUGAUACAUGAAUUAGUCGAGGGACUGCAGGAUAUACUCGAAGAUGCUGCUCACACCAAGGCCCAGGGGCUAGAAUUGCCCUCCUUAGAAGAGGAGCGGGCGGCUCACGAGAAUGAGCUUGCUAGGCAAGCUCUGGAGCAGGAACAGGAGGCAGAACGUAGAAAACGUGAUGCUAUCAAAGAAGAAGAACGGGUUAUGCAAGAUAUGCUGCAGCAAGAGGUCGAACGACAACGACUCAAAGUCAAAGAAUCCAAGAGACGUCAGAAGCCACUGACCAUGCCCAGCAGCUACCCGGAGGCCACCGCUAAUAUUGGAGAGAGCCGCAUCGAGUUUGAUCAACCUAGUGAGAUUUCUGACUUAGCUGGAAAUGUCUUCCAUUUCAAUACCGUCAUUGGCAAGACCAUGGUACAAGAGGGUCCAAUCUCGACUACAUAUCGGGUGUGGCCUGCCCUAGUUGGUGCUCAGGAUUGUCGCGGUCUUGCCCUUAAGGAGUUCGAGCUGCGGUCCUCACCUAGCGAAUCCGCUAAUUUCAAGAAACAGUUACAGGCGUUGGAGAAUCUGCUAGAAUCUAUCAAGAAGAUAACUCAUCGCAACAUUACCAGCCUGCUGAACUACCGCAUCGACCCAAUGCAUGUUGAAAAUCAUUCCGCUUCUGCAGGCUGGGUUGCUCGCAUUCUGACACCCUUCGCUGACAAGGGCCCACUUGGUGAACUUAUCGAAUUGGCCGGCCGGCUUGAUGUAGGUAAAGUUCGUUCAUGGACUGCAGACCUACUCAAUGCACUGGGGUUUAUGCAUAGCCAUGGGAUCGUUCACCAGGAUAUACACCCUAGCAAUAUUCUUCUCUUCCGAGAACCUACAGGUGAUAUUGUGCCAAAGCUUUCUGAUAUUGCAUACCAGAGAGAAAUGCAUGCGAUUUGCCGCAAGUCUAACUCUGUGUCCUCCGUGAACUCAGCCAGAUCUUCGUAUUGGCUAGCCCCCGAGGUUGCUGGAAACUCAAAGCCACAUCUCACGCAGAAAUCAGACGUGUGGGAUUUUGGUGUUGUAUUCCUACAGAUGAUUUUUGGUAUAGAUGUAUUUCAAAGGUACCAGUCCCCAAGUGCUCUUGUCGAGUCCGUCUGUCUAUCCAGCUCCUGUCACGAACUAGUAGCGAGGUUUUUCAAACUGGAUCCAAAAAAGCGACCCCGAGCGUUUGAAUUGAGUUCGAGUGAAUUCCUUGCGACUGAUGCCCCGGUGGUAAUCGAGGAGUCCAUUAUCUCUAGCUCGCCCCGUUCGCAGUCGUUAAGCUCUAUUCCACAAGCGCUACCUCUAAGAUUAAGACGCGAUUCGACUGUUCAGCAUGGUAUUUCCUCCCGCUACCGAGAAGAUUUUGUCGAAGAAGGCCGAUUAGGUAAGGGUGGUUUCGGAGAAGUGGUAAAAGCGAGGAAGAAACUUGAUGGGCAGAUAUAUGCUAUCAAAAAAAUUACACAGCGGUCCCAAUCAAGUCUUACAGAGAUUUUAAAGGAAGUCCGGCUGCUCUCUCAGCUCAGUCACCCUGCUGUUGUGAGAUAUUACAAUACUUGGCUGGAGGAAGUACCUGAUUUUUCAGACAAUGACGGUGAAACAUCCACCGAUUAUCUCAAUACCGAUGCUUCAAAAGAUACGGCCACGCAAGGUUCAGAUGUUCCAUUUGUCACCAGCACUGGUGGGCUAGAUUUCAUCUCUUCGAGCCAUCCUAACAUCGAAUUUGGUUAUGACGAUUCAGGAAGUGGUGAUGAGGAUGAACCGGACCAGAACGGACACGACGGAGACGACUCCGAAGACGAGCCCGAUAGUGACAAUUCGACUAGCGAUCCGCUGGCGGGCAUGUCAUCCCCAGUCAGGGUUCGUAGUGAGCAAAGAGGGUUCAGAACCGUGAUGUACAUAUCCAUGGAAUAUUGUGACAAAAGGACGCUGCGGGAUCUGAUCCAGCGCAACCUCUGGAAAGAAAUCGAAGAAGUUUGGCGUUUAUUCCGCCAGGUAUUAGAAGGCCUUGUUCAUAUUCACGGUCUCAAUAUUGUCCAUCGGGAUCUCAAACCAGAGAACAUCUUCAUCGGGCUAGGACCUGACGGCGUGAACAAUGUCAAGAUUGGUGAUUUUGGCUUAGCCACAACUGGGCAGUUUGCAGUAGACAAGACUGCCUUUACCAACUUGGAUUCCAAUGAACUAACAAGAAGUGUUGGGACGUCUUAUUAUGUGGCGCCCGAAGUUCGUCGACAAGGUAGCGGGUCAUACACCUCCAAGGUCGAUAUGUAUUCACUAGGAAUCAUUUUCUUUGAGAUGUGUUAUUAUUCCAUUGUAGGCAUGGAACGAGCGGAUAAGCUAGGUAAAUUGGGCCAAAAUGGUCAGCUGCCGGACGACUUCCAGCCUGGCAAUGCCAUCCCAGCGGAUAUUGUGCAGUCCCUUGUAACACACGACGUCAAGGUACGCCCAUCUAGUGCAGAGCUUUUGAGAAGCGGAAAGCUACCCAUACAAAUGGAAAAUGAAACGACGCGUCGGGCGCUGGCAAGCCUUACAAGCACAAGCUCUCCAUAUUACCCGAAGGUAGUCUCGGCGCUGUUCGCUACGCCUUUAGAACCAACAAAGGACUUCGCUUGGGACAUGUCCGCUCCAUGCCCCACUGUUGCUGAAUUAUUGCAUAGAGGCAUAGUAAAAGAAGAGCUAACGUCUAUAUUCCGCCGACAUGGCGCGGUCGAGGCCCCUAGAAGCUCCCUUUAUCCGCGCUCGUCUCAUUAUUCCGCUAGCCAGAAUAUCGUGCAGCUCCUGGAUCAGAAUGGGACGGUAGUCCAGCUGCCAUUCGAUUUGAUGCUGGGAAAUGCUCGAUUAUUAGCAAAGCAAUCGCAUCCACCAGAUAUUCGCCGAUCCUUCGCGUUUGGACAUGUCUAUCGGGACAGGCAGAAUGGAGGUCAGCCACAGAUGAUUGGGGAGGUCGAUUUUGAUAUCGUUUCAGCAGACACGCUUGAUUUGGCGUUGAAAGAGGCUGAAGUCAUUAAGGUCUUGGAUGAAAUCAUCGAGACAUUUCCGAGCACAUCAUCUAUGUGCUUCCAUCUGGGCCACUCAGAUCUGUUACAGCUUAUUUUUGAGUAUUGCAAUAUCGACUUGAACGCGAGGCAGUCAACAGCAGAGUCGUUGACAAAGUUGAAUAUUCACUCAUUCACGUUUCAAAAGAUUCGUGCUGAACUACGAUCGCCUUUGAUAGGGAUAUCAGCCACGAGCAUUGAGGAUCUACGUCGCUUCGACUUCCGAGAUACACCGACAAAAGCAUUUGCAAAAUUGAAGUCACUUUUUGAAGGCACGCCUUAUUACCAGCAGUUGCAUUCAACUAUUGCACAUUUGAAAGGGGUGAUUGAAUAUACGAAACGCUUAGGUGUCCAUGCCAAGAUAUACAUUAACCCCCUAAGCAGUAUCAAGGCUAAUUUUUUUACCGGUGGUAUACUGUUUCAAUGUGUUUACGACAAGAAAUUCAAAGAUGUUUUCGCGGCCGGUGGUCGAUAUGAUAGCCUGAUCAGGGCACAUCGUCCUAAGAUUGGCAGCCAGGGUGACGGACCUCACGCUGUUGGUUUUAGCUUGGCCUGGGAGAAGCUGGCGAGAUUACCAAAAUCGAACAAUAAGGUUUUCUUAAAGAAGCCAGAAGAGGAACAACAGGGUGUAUUCAGUACUAAACGAUGUGAUGUGCUUGUUGCAAGUUUUGACGCCCACACUCUACGGACUACUGGCAUUGAGAUAGUGUCAACCCUAUGGAGCCACGAAAUCAGUGCUGAGCUGGCGCGUGAUUCCCGCUCACCAGAAGAGCUCAUCUCUAGAAACAGAGACGAGUCGUAUUCGUGGAUCAUCAUAAUCAAGCAUGACACCCUCAAAAUUAGAACGAUGGAUCGUAAGGAUGUUGCAGACACAGAAAUCGCAAUAACUGAGCUUUUACCAUGGCUUAGGGCUGCACUCCGUGAGCGCGGCUCUCGUCUCCAUAUAAUGCACAAGCAAUCGGAAACGACAGGAAGUGCAACGUCACCGUCCGAAGGAGCUAGCGUUACACCAAAUCCUAGACAGGAGGUGCGUGUUCUAGUGGCCGGCACUAGGUCCAAGAAGUUCAACCGUCAGACUGUUAUCGAACAAGCCCAAGGUAAUGCCGCGAGCUUGGUUCAGAACUUUUUAGACGGUCCUAUCGCAGCUGUGGAGACAUCAGAUCAUGUCCUCGACCUGAUUCAAAGCACUGCUCUAUCAGAGACUGAAAGCUGGCGCAAGGCAGAGCAAGCUGUUGACAAAAACGAGAGAAGAUAUAUGCGAGAUGUCCAUAACAUGUUGUCCGAUUGGCGAUCCACAUGGGAAGAAAAGGGUGGAAGCCGCCACGCCUUUGUCUAUAAUUUCAGAACGACCAAAUGUAUCUACUACGAUCUUGGUGCCUAA